AUGAGUAAAAAAGAUAACUUAAAUGGUAUUUAUAUUUAAUCUUCUAAUGAUUUGGAAUAAGAUGAUGAUUAAUUUUAACCAAAGGAUAAUGAAGAAAGAGAAGAAAUUAAAUAAGAAUUGAUAUAAGCAUAAACUAAUAGUUAAUUGUCAUCAAUUGAAUAAAUAGAAGAUAUUCCUGUACCUAGACUAACACUAUUUGUGUAUUGAUUAGAAUGAUUUGAAUAGUUCGCAUAUGUCAAUUGAUGAUGGCCAAAAUUAUUACAAAAAGCCAAUGUCAAUAGAAUCAAUAAGUCCUACUAAAUUAUCACCUUUAAAGAAAUAGGAAAAUUAAAUUGAAUAAAGUCUAUAAGAUUUAUUAUAAUAGGAUAUUUAAUUGAAAGAGGAAUAAUUCAAUCCAUAAAAGGAAUAAUAAGUUUAAACAAGAAGAAAAGUAAAUAAAACAAAUUAUAAUGUUGAUGAUUCUCCUGUAGAAUAAGAUGAAAUAAAACCUUGUCAUUGUUCAAAAACUCAUUGUUUAUAAUUAUAUUGUUCUUGUUUUCAUAAUAGACGUUAAUGUAUGAGUGAAUGUAAAUGUAAUGAUUGUUAUAAUGAUGGUAAACAUGAGGAUGAUGUUUUGAAGGCAGUGGAAUCAAUUAAAUUAAAAGAAUAGAGAGCCUCUCAUCAUGAUUUAGAUUCAUUUGAUACAAAAUAAGUAUGGGGUUGUAAAUGUAAAAAAACAAAAUGUGUAAAAGGUUAUUGUGAAUGUUUUAUAAGAGGAAAAAAAUGUACAUCACAUUGUUAAUGUACAGAAUGUGAAAAUAGAAGAUAACCUAAAAAGAAAUAACAAAAGUAAUAAAACACUUAGAUUAAUAAAAAAAUAAAGAAAAAAACUUAAAUAUGA
Paramecium sonneborni is the source of this 880-nucleotide messenger RNA. NCBI's taxonomy places the organism in Eukaryota, Ciliophora, Oligohymenophorea, Peniculida, Parameciidae. The record is from the annotation of a GenBank genome assembly.